AUGAAAUUUUUCAUUAUUGCAUUCUUAUCAGUAUUGGCCAUUGCAAAGGCUAAUGAAAUCUGUGCUGGUUGUGUAACAAAUUUGACCGACGACAAAGGUAUUGAAAGGGCCACAACUGCUCUUAAUAAUUCGUUGAAGAAAUUGGCUGCCGGUGAAGGACCAACAUAUAAACUUGUAAAAGUUAACAGUGCCUCAUCACAGGUCAUUCGCGGUCACCUAUUCCGUAUUAAUGCCGAUUUAAUUGAUGAAAAUAAUCAAACCAAAACUUGUGAUAUUCGAAUUAUUCAAUUCACCGAUGUAGAGAUUACCUUCAACUGUCCCCAGGAACAGGAAUUAUCUAGAAAGCAUAGUUAUUAG
Musca vetustissima is the source of this 357-nucleotide messenger RNA. RefSeq names its product sarcocystatin-A-like. The transcript has 2 exons. Bases 1 to 357 code for a protein of 118 amino acids. NCBI's taxonomy places the organism in Eukaryota, Metazoa, Arthropoda, Insecta, Diptera, Muscidae. The record is from RefSeq and is a predicted model, not a curated record.